UCGGGGUUUUUCACGUGAGCGACCAGUUGGCAGUUUUCAACCGUAUGGAUCUGUGUUGGUUUUCGUUUUUCUUGAUUUUGUGUUUUUAAAAGUUUUCUUAAACUAAACCUACGCAUCUUCCGUUAACUUUACCGUUAUUGUGUGUUUGCUUGUGGAGAGGCAUGUGGGAAGAGAGGAGGCAGGCUUCGGGCUUUGCAGAGGGCAGAAAAAGUGCAGUGACGUUGUUUCGGGUUUCAGACUGAGUCUUUGUGUCUGUCUUCUGGUGCUGGGGAUGUUUUGUGGUUUUUUUUUCGUGUGUUUUAAGCAUUUUGUUUUAAAUAUUGCGUCUUCUUAACUUUGCUAAGCUUUUGUCAGGCUUCAUUUUCCGCCCCCUCCCUCCUCACGUCCAGCCCCUUAUAGCCAUCACCAGUCUUCUGUCUCUUCAUGUCAUCUAAAGCAGCGGCUUCCUGUGCAGAAAACGUGUCAAUUUCUGCUUCCACAAGAGUGAACAAACAAGCAUGCACACCUAUAAAUGGUUUUUGGAGCGUUUUGGUGUCGUCUUUUUGGUUUGCAGACACUUUCUGACGCUGGUUCCCUCAGAGAGGGAGUCCUGUGCUGUCAGUCUAGCGCUGCUGGGGUGAGGGUUAUCAGUGGAGCGCCGCACUCAAAUGAGGGCAACAUUACACCCGGUUUAAAUGUCGCUUUGGGCACUGGGCUGGAAUGGUUCAAAAUGGCGCAACAAUGGGAGGUUCUCCAGCGUUAAACCCGAUCCGUUUGCUGCUCCCAGCGGUGACAUUUUUAAUGACAAAAUGCAACAUCUAUAAAUCUAACGGGUUAUUUCACUGACCAAGUGUGACUGUGGGACUUUGUAUAAAUCUGUGUUUGGCUCAGUCUUGUGUCCGAAUGGUUUGGUUCCUUGCGUGUGUGUGAUUUCUGGGAUCAGAUGCGUACUCGCUGGGUUUCGUUGGACUAAGUUUUUGGCUGCGCUGUGGACAAAAGGGCUGAACUAAAGGCGCAGGGGCAGGCCAGCCUUUCCUGGACGUCAUCCCUCUGUUUUUUUUUCUAAAAGCUCCUUUCAUGUUCGAGUGACAGAAUCAUGUGAACAAGACCUUUUUUAAGGGUGGACCUGGUCAUGGAGAUUGUGAAGGUUUGGAGCGAGGAUGGUGCCGGCAAAGUGGUGGAGAUCCCGGCAGACAUGACAGCGAGAGAUGUGUGUCAGCUGCUGGUCUACAAGAGCCACUGCGUGGACGACAAUGCCUGGACGCUGGUGGAGCACCACCCUGUCCUCGGCCUCGAGAGGUGUCUGGAGGAUCAUGAACUGGUGGUUCAGGUUCAAGCCUCCAUGAGCAGCGACAGUAAAUUCCUCUUCAGGAAGAACUAUGCCAAAUAUGAAUUCUUCAGGAACCCCCUGAACUUUUUUCCAGAGCAUAUGGUGGCUUUGUGUCAUGAGUCCGAUGGUUCAAUCCCUCAAGCACAGCUCUUACAGAAUUUUCUGAACUCCAGCAGCUGUCCAGAGAUCCAGGGCUAUCUUUAUGUGAAGGAGCCAGGAAGGAAGUCCUGGAAGAAGCUCUACAUGUUCCUGCGACGCUCAGGCCUUUAUUACUCCACUAAAGGAACGUCAAAGGAACCCAGACAUCUGCAGGUCCUCUCAGAUCUUGAGGACAGCAACAUUUAUACCAUCAUCACCGGGAGGAAACUUCACAACGCCCCGGCAGACUACCAGUUCUGCAUCAAGCCCAGUAAAGCCAGGAGUGACUGUAAGGAGCUCAAGAUGUUGUGUGCCGAGGACGAACAGAGCAGGACAUGCUGGAUGACUGCCUUCAGACUGCUCAAGUAUGGGAUCGUCCUGUACCAGAACUACAACGUGCCGCAGCAGAGGAAGGCCAACAACUCGUCUUUCUCUGCACCUGUGCGGAGCGUAUCCGAGAACUCCCUGGUUGCCAUGGACUUUUCGGGAAGAACCGGCCGUGUUAUUGACAAUCCGGUGGAGGCUCAGAGCGCCGCCCUGGAGGAGGGACAAACUUGGAGGAAAAGAACCCACCGCAUGAAUGUCCUGGGCAGCCCCAGCCCCCUGCACCCCUCCUCUCUGAGCUCAGUGAUCCACAGGACACAGGUCUGGUUCCACGGUCGUAUCAUGAGGGAGGAAGCUCACAAGAUGAUCAUACAGCAAGGCCAAGUGGACGGGUUGUUCCUGUUGCGGGACAGUCAGAGUAACCCCAAGGCGUUUGUGCUCACCUUGUGCCACCACCAGAAGAUUAAGCACUUCCAGAUCCUACCGGUUGAGGAGGACGGUCAGGUGUUCUUCAGCCUGGAUGACGGCGCCACCAAGUUCACGGACCUGAUCCACCUGGUGGAGUUCUACCAGCUCAACAGAGGAGUGCUGCCCUGCAAGCUCAAACACCCCUGCACCGCUGUGGCCUUGUGACACUUCACCCACCCGACACAGCGCCCCCCCCCCCUUUUUUUGCACAUCAGAUUAAAAUAAACCCUCUCCCCAACACCGACCCCACCCCCACCCCAUGCCCCUUUACCAACUCGGUGGGGUUAAGGAGAGAGAGAGAAAAGGAAGACCCUUGUUUUGGGAGGUGAGCGGGGCGGUCCCUAGCUCGUGGCGGUUUUGGACGCGUUGUGCGAUCGUUGUCCAGCUCCUGUGAUGUUUCCUGGAGAUCCGGUAGAUUUGUUAAACACCAAAAGUUGUGAGAACACAAGACCACUAAAGCGACGUCUUUACAGCUGGAGGGUUGAGGGUCUUGAAUGAACCCCUGCCUCAGAAUCGUCAAACCCCCCCUUUCCCCCCAGCCAUCCCCCACCUCCAGGCCGGAUAAGCUGUGGUGCCCGCCCCACCCUAGCUCCCCUCACCCCUGAGGCGGGCAGGGAGCACCACCCUCUGACUUCCUCACUGAUUAUCAGGGAUGGACGGGAACCUCUGGGAUCCAGGAGUUUCUCAACCUGUGCAGUCCAGUCUGGAUAAGCUGCCCCCCCUCCCCCAUUCAACACCUAUCCACAACACCCCCUUUCUGGUGCGCCCGUCUCCUCCACAGCAGCUCGGACAACAGUCGGAACGGAAGGAAGCGGCCGAAGGCGCGAUGAGCAGAGCAGCGGCGAGGGUUUGCUAAAAAGAAAAAAAAAAAAAAAAAGGACAGAGGAAUGUUUAAUCAGGAAGGCCGUAACACGCCUCUCUUGUAGAGUUAAUUACUUGAUGUCAUUUAAUGCUGUUUUAUUCAUGUCGAUUCAAUGCAGAACUAGUUUUGCACUCCUGGGCGGACAGACAACGGCUCUCUAGCUAAAUGAAGCUGCCUCCUCUUUCUCCUCCGCUCUGCAAAGCGUGCAUGUGAAAUUCCACCAGCUCUGAUUGGACGACAGCGGCGUGGGAGCAGAGAUGCAGCUGAUAGUGCAGCUCCUAUCAGAGGGCUUUGGGAAGCUCCUCAGACCUCCGUGUAGCUCGCAGCACCAACACCCGCACCACCGCGAUGAAUGAAUGUGCUCCUGAACCAGCUGCAGCUCCUCUAGACUCUGAGGAAGAGGAGGAAGACUAUUUUAUAGACUCCUUAAAAAAGUAUCCCCAACCCCCCCCAAGCUUCUACCAUUUCGUUGUUUUUUUUUGUUUUUUUAAUCAAAAGGGUUAUAUUUGUGGGUGAAUCUGUCUUUGAAUGUUUUUAUUUUUCCUGAGUCUAAUCAGAGUUCAGUGCUUGCACAUUUGAAUCAUUCUGAUGGUGGUUGGAGCGGUCCCGUUCGGGUUCUCACCACUCUUCCCUCCUACAAAGCAACAAAAGCACUCUCGUAACUUUCUUUUGUUUUUUUUUUUAACUUUAAAUAUGGAAUUUGAACAAAUGACUUGAAACGUGGGCUCGGUCGUUCGUGGUCGACUGAGCUUCACUUUGCCUUAAGUGAAAAUGAUGAGCCAUGUGUCUGAAAUUGAAGAAGCUAUCUAAAAAUGCACAUACAGUGAGAAGUUUGGGAUUGGAGGAGGGCUGGAAGGACAUGGUGAGUGAUUCUGUGAACCAGUAUGUUGAGGGAUAGAGCUAGAUAUUGGGAAAUUAUCUCGUUUGCUAUAUUUUUUGCCACUUUUAGAGCUGUAUGCUAGAUAUGGACGUGUUUUUUUUUAUUUACGCUUGUAAAUUUAUUAAAAUAAUCAGAGAUUUAAGUUGAACAAAAGCUUGAAUUUUACUCUUGAGAUAUAAACUUAUAUUUAAGUUACACAGAAAUGAAAAGGCACGUUUUUUUUUUUUUUUUUUUUUUUAUACAAAGUUUCCAGAUCUCAUUUCUGUUACUUCUGUAAUAUUUUGAGCGAAAAAUUCAAGUUUUUUUUUUGUCCUGAAUUUUAUCUCCAUUUCUGCUAUUUCUUUCAGUAGCUUUUUUAGACAGUGAUAUUUUCCAUGCUAAGUUAGCAGCUUUAUCUUUAGCCUCCAAAUUCACGUACAUGUUAGAAACUUUUGAAGUAAAUUACAUGAACUUAGCAGCACAAGUGAACGUGGGCGUGUUUACAUGCACUGCAUGGAUUCUAACAUUAAGCCAGAUUUGAAGAACUCCUAACUGACAUGUGUUGAUCUCCAAAAGUGCCAAAACGUCAUAAAUGAACCAUUAAACUAAUUUAGAUUUUAUUACAAUAAAAGUUGUUCAAAAAAUAAUUUAAACAUUUAAUUCCCUUAUAAAAUACACAAGUAUUUAUGUGAAACGUAUUUAAAAUAAGUAUUUAUUCAAGUAUUUCUUCUGCAGGGUGCUGAAACGCUCUUUAAAUGUUGCCGUGGCCGACCUUAAAAACAAAUUCCAGAUGCUUUCAACUCAUUUGAUAAGAAAAGAAUAAAGACUUUUUUUUUAAACCAAAAUAUAUUUCUGAUUGAAUUAAAAUUUGAAUAAAUGUGUGCCUCUUUUGUAUUUAAUUAAAUUAUUUUAUAAUAAUAAGUAAUCUCCUUAAUGAUUUUUUUUUUCUGAAUUUGGGCACUUUUGGACUUCCAUAUUAAACAGACUUGCGUCAUAAAAUUGAUGAAUUCAGUGAAAUCACCUAACAAUUUACUGCAGCAUCCUUCAGUCCUUUAUGCAGCUCAGUGUUUUCCUCCUGAUGAAGGGUUCUGGUCACAUUAAACAGGACGACUCACAUCUGCCUGAUUCAUACAAACAUACAGGAAACACAAGAGAAGAAGCCAAUUAUGCCACGUUUUAAUCUUUACUAAUAAUAUCCUAAAUGCUAUCAUGGUGUUAAUGAUGAGGUUGCAGAUGAGCUUGAAUUGGGGGUUGGUGGGGAAAACAAAAAUGGUAAAAGAAACACAGCAUGUAAAAUAUGACAGAGGACAUUUGAACUUUUAAACAUUUUUAAUAAAAUAUCUUCCAGGAAAUUUAUAGAUCAUUGAAAAAAAAAACAUACUGAUCCAGCACCUAUAAAUCAAUACAGAAAUGGUUUCUAGAGUAAAGAUAAGACUGACUGGAUGAGCUGAAGAAGAGAGGAUCUUUAUAGGAGAAAGGGUUUAGUGAUGCCUCUCUCUGUAAGGCGGUUAUAUAAAGUGUUAAUAACUGGCCAUGAUGGCUGUAACUGGACUGUUGGUCUAUUAGACGGUAAAGAUUAUAAAAGUUAUGUCCUUUUUUAUUCCGCUGGCAGAAAACUGGGGUCUUCAUAGG
Messenger RNA from Cyprinodon variegatus (sheepshead minnow), 5592 nucleotides. RefSeq names its product growth factor receptor-bound protein 10-like. Gene Ontology annotation, molecular function: insulin receptor binding. NCBI's taxonomy places the organism in Eukaryota, Metazoa, Chordata, Actinopteri, Cyprinodontiformes, Cyprinodontidae. The transcript is spliced from 13 exons. The coding region runs from base 1112 to 2404 and encodes 430 amino acids. The record is from RefSeq and is a predicted model, not a curated record. Gene Ontology annotation, biological process: negative regulation of insulin receptor signaling pathway; negative regulation of Wnt signaling pathway; insulin receptor signaling pathway.